Molecule: messenger RNA, 951 nt
Organism: Tarenaya hassleriana
Lineage: Eukaryota; Viridiplantae; Streptophyta; Magnoliopsida; Brassicales; Cleomaceae
Product: mitochondrial import receptor subunit TOM20
Exons: 6
Coding region: 152-772 (206 amino acids)
Biological process (GO): protein insertion into mitochondrial outer membrane
Cellular component (GO): mitochondrial outer membrane translocase complex
Molecular function (GO): protein binding
Source: RefSeq, a predicted model, not a curated record
AGCCUACCAUCUUUCUCCCCCCCCCGGAUGAUAUGCGAAGAACCGCCUUGCGAUCUUCACUCUGUUUUUUCUUCUGCAUGAAUCAUCGUUGUUGGGUCGCCGAGGCAAAAGUUUAGAGGCACGAAUUGGUGCUUGUCGAAGCUGAGAAGCCAUGGAUAUGCAGAGUGAUUUCGAUAGGUUGCUGUUCUUCGAACAUGCUCGCAAAGCCGCCGAAGCUACCUACGCUAAGAACCCAUUAGACGCCGAUAACUUGACGAGAUGGGGAGGGGCUUUAUUGGAACUGGCCCAGUUUCAGAGCGUCUCAGAUUCAAAACAAAUGCUGCAAGAUGCCAUCUCGAAGCUGGAAGAAGCCUUGUCGGUGGACCCGAAGAAACAUGAUGCUCUUUGGUGCAUCGGGAAUGCUCAUACCUCUUACGCGUUCUUGACGCCUGAUCCGGAUGAAGCUAGAGUUUACUUUGAUAAAGCUACUCAGUUUUUUCAAAGAGCGGUGGAUGAGCAACCAGAGAACGAACUCUACCGGAAAUCACUGGAAUUGACAGCCAAGGCUCCAGAGCUGCACGUUGAAGUUCACAAACAUGGCGGUUUAGGCCAACAAGCCAUGGGAGCAGCCGGACCUUCCGCGGCUUCAAGUUCAAAGACAUCGAAGAAAAAGAUGAGCAGUGAUCUGAAGUACGAUGUGAUCGGAUGGGUAAUCUUGGCUGUCGGAAUCGUUGCUUGGGUCGGUUUUGCUAAAUCUCAGAUUCCGACAGCUCCUCCUCCUCCUCCACGAUAAUGGAAACAGAGAAUUACCGCUGGGGGUUUUUCCUUUGUCAAGCUGACCGUAUAGUUUGUGGAAUCACACGUAUAUUUUAACCCUUCACUCCACUUUCUGUAUUCUCUGUGUUAUCAUUUUCAACAUCAUUUGUACUUCGAAUUCAAUCUCGUCUUCAAGCUCCAUGAGCCUUUGAAUCU